AUGCCGAACGCUGCCCCUGAGUUGCAAUGGCCGAAGAUUAAGAGGGAGAUCCCUGAAGCCAGCCCUGAGCCGCUCCAGAUGGCCAGCGACGCUACGUCCAUGGCUACUACUCCAAGCUUCGGGGGAGGAGGCGGAGAAGGCGGCGGAGGCGGCAGUCAGCUGCCUGAAAAGUCCACGGCGCCGUUGCGCAGCUCCAAUCGGCUGGAGAAGGCAGUAGCCAGUCGACAGUGUCACCCCGCGUGUGUUCACACGGGCGGCAACGGGCAACGGGUGCCAUUGUCGGCGGUGAAGAUCCACGUUCGUGGCCUGCCUCUCUCUGCCAAACGGGAGCAGCUAUCGGAGCUGUUUGGGCAUUUUGGGGCACUUACGGCGGUGGAGUACCCGACAAACAGACACCCAAGGAAUCCGAUGGGUCGGGGCUACGCCUUUGUCCAGUUUGUCUGCCCCAACGCCUGUGCACUGGCAAUAGAGCGAAUGAACGGGGGCACCAUAGGCGGACAGCGGAUUCAGGUGGCUCCCUUCCAGGCCAGAAUGCUUAGACAAGCCCUUCCGCUGCGAAGCUACAGUCGUCGUACCCGUUCCCGUUCUCGUUCCCGAUCCCCCAGGCGCUAUCGGAGUCACCGUUCCCGUUCCCGUUCCCGAUCUCACAGGCGCAGUCACCGUUCCCGUUCCCGAUCUCCCAGGCGCAGUCACCGUUCCCGUUCCCGAUCCCCCAGGCGCAGUCACCGUUUCCGUUCCCGAUCCCCCAGGCGCAGUGCUCGUAUACGUGCCCAAACUAGAAGGCGUCAGCCUGAUGUUGCUCGCACACCCCCAAGGCCCAGCUAUUCGCCCAUCACACCACCAAGGCACAGUCGGGAUCCGCGCACUUACCCAAUCUCUUCGAGCGGUUCUCUACCCCCGCACUUGCCUGUGCGUGGUCCUGGAACCCCGACGCUGCCUAACCUGCAGCCCCUGUUCACGAUCAAGCCGGAGCCCGUGAGCCCUCCCAUGGAAUUCCCCGAGUACCAGUAG
Drosophila obscura is the source of this 1011-nucleotide messenger RNA. Its product is annotated as serine/arginine-rich splicing factor 2-like. Gene Ontology annotation, molecular function: RNA binding. Gene Ontology annotation, cellular component: ASAP complex; cytoplasm; nucleoplasm. The coding region runs from base 1 to 1011 and encodes 336 amino acids. The record is from RefSeq and is a predicted model, not a curated record. Lineage: Eukaryota; Metazoa; Arthropoda; Insecta; Diptera; Drosophilidae. Gene Ontology annotation, biological process: mRNA splicing, via spliceosome. The transcript is spliced from 2 exons.